GACACUUUCACAGCAAGGCAAUAGCUUUUAUUUGGUGACCUAAGUCUUAUCAAAAAUGCAUUGAGCUCCGUGCAUGCUGAGGUGCAUUAGAGUUGAUGUCGCACCACAGUUUGUGAUGUAUACAAAAUUGUCAUAGAAUUUUAGAUAAGCAGGACUAUAUGUUGUGAGAGUGCAAAGAAAGAUAAACUGCUGCCCGUCUUCAGAGUCAAAAACAAUGUUGCCAGUUUUAUGGUAAGAAAUCCACACUCGAAGAUGUGGUCGAGGGGCUUGGCAAGAGAACAAAAAUUUGAAGAUGAAGCGUUGGUAGCCUAACUAGAAGAAGCAUUCAAACUCGUUCCAAUGGCGCUCAUUAUAAAUCUAAAAUCAUUAGAUAAUUUACCAGGAAAGGCUGACAGAUUUAUCAAGGUGAAAUUUCGAGGAACAUCCCAGUCAUCUGGUAUCAUUCACAAUUGCAAGGACUGUGCCAUUUUUAAUCAGACUUUCAGUUGGCCUGUUGCCAGAGGACUAGAAAAUGAAGACUUGGUCAGUUUGGAGCUGUACAAUUUCAACAAGUACAAAUCUAAUAAAUUGGUUGGCAAGUUUGAGAUGUAUUUACAAGAACUGGCCGCAACUGGGAACUUGAUCCUAGCAGAUUAUAUUUUGGAUCCAAACAACACUGUAACUGGGAGCAUCAUCAGACUUGAGCUCCAGUAUCACUCACCAGAUGGCACUGUAGGCAACUGGGCCAUUGAUGAAGUCAGUGUCACAGAGUCUUUUAUGACAGAACAAGAUACCGAUUCGGGAGGAAGGAAGAAAAAUGAUGGAACUAGUUUUUUUGGCUCUGCCCAGCAGCUGUUUGAUACAGAUAUCCUUGGUGCCUGGACCAGUGAGGUGGAGUCAGAUGAUGAGGCAACAGGGGAGGUUGCUGUGGGAACAAAAAAUAAACUGAAAGUCAAGCCAAUAAUCGAUGACCUUUGCUUAAAAGAACACAACUUUCAGGUGAAUAUCACAAUCCAUGAGGCCCGUGAGCUGCCAGGCCUGGAUACCAAUCCUAUGGUGAUCAUUGAGGUGGGGACACAGAGGAAGUUCACAAGUGUCAGGAAAUCUACCAACUGCCCUCACUUUGGGGAGUUCUUUGCGUUUGAUUUUAAACUGCCAAAGGAAGCCUUUAUGGAUCAAGUUAUUUCUCUCAUGGUUGUCUCCUCUCAUCUGUUAUCAAAUGCAGGAAAGAUCAUUCAUUCAGGGCUGCUCUCCCAGGCAGGGCAAGCAGGCCAGUUUGUGGGCAACAUGCUGAAUAUGGGAUCCAUAGUUGGUGGAUAUAAAAUAGAUGUCCGUACAGUGUAUGACAACACUGAUCACCAGUUUUGUCAAAGAUGGGCCCAGCUGAUAGACCCAAAGGAUAUUAAUGGUGGACUGAAGGGUUUCCUCAAAGUUGACAUCACUGUGCUAAGCAAAGGGGAAGGUACUCAGUAUGGAAAGGACACAAAGAGAGAGGGUAUGUCAGAGGAGGAGCUGUUGUCAAAGAAGUCUGAUACAGAAAACAUUCAGCAGAACCUGUUGCUCCCUAGAGGUAUUCCAGAGGUUCGCCACCGUGCUUCGUACCAGGUGAGAAUCUAUAAGGCAGAAGACUUACCUAGGAUGAAGUCUGGGUUGAUGGCUAAUGUGAAGAAAGCCAUGACUGGAGAUGACAGGCCCUCAGUUAGUCCUUAUGUUCAGGUCUCAUUUGCUGGACAAACAGGCCGUACUUCUGCAGACAAGUCUACCUAUGACCCUGCUUGGAAUGAGCAGGUGGUGUUCACGGAUCUGUUCCCCCCUCUCUGCCAGAGGAUUAAGGUUCAGCUGCGGGAUGAUGACAUGGUCCUGGACUCUGUGAUAGGGACACACUAUGUUAAUAUGAACCAUAUAUCAAGCAGGGGAGCCAAAGGGUUCAUGCACACAUUUGGUCCAUGCUGGGUCAAUCUGUAUGGCUCUCCCAGGGGUUACAUGCUCACUGACAGCCAUGACUACUUGAAUGAUGGGAUAGGUGAAGGUGUUGCCUAUAGGGGGCGCCUGCUUAUUGCAGUGAAAGUUGAAAUCCUAGGAAAUUCGGAGUCCAGUCCAUUGCAAGUGACACGUGAAGCUACAAUGCCAAUUUCUGAGAAUGCAGCAGGUGUUAAAAUGGAAUACUUUCUCUGGGGUACUAUUUUGGAAGCAACAAUGAUUGAUAAGAAGUUUGCAGACAAGUUUGUUUCAUUUGAACUAAGUAUGGGUAACUAUGGCAAUUCCAUAGAUGGAAAACAUUUCUACAGACACACAUCUCUGGAUGAACACGCACAAGAAGAACCUCAACAGGAGACUGAGGAAAUGGUGCUCAACCAGACACCACCAAUGAAACCCCAUAGUAGAGGGAAAAAUUACUACCACAUACCCUUUCAUGAGAAAAAGCCGUGUUUGUAUGCUAAAACCAGAUUUGAAGACCAGCGACAGAGGUUACAGCGCACUAAUGUUCUGAAUGCAAUGGUGGAAUCUCUAGAAGAUGAACUGAAAGAGGUUCAACAUCUUCUGGACCAUGAAGAACCAGGGGGCAAACGCAUGCGCCGUGCUCUGAGUCAUUUUGCUAACAGCUGUAGCCAGUUUUGUAACUCUAUCCAUGGACAGGCAGCAAGAGCAACAUCGGGAAAAACCAAAUUAGACAAGGAAAGACUGAAAAUGCUGGAAAGAAAGAUUAGUAAAUUUGGAACAGAGGCAAGGCAACUCAAGGCAGGUAUCAAAUCAGUUGAAGACACUGAAAAAGUUUUAGAAGCUAUGAAGAAAUCCAAACAGAUGUUGAAGAAAGUCAAGGACAUUUCAGAAGAGCCACAGCAUAGCAUUCCUGAUGUGUUUAUUUGGAUGAUCGUAGACAAAAAACGUAUAGCCUACUGCAGAAUAGAUUCUAAAACAAUCCUACACUCUACUGCAGAAGAGGAGAUGGGCAGAUACUGUGGGAAAGUUCAUACUAGAUUUCUUAGGUUACCAGGAAAGAAGGCAAUGGGGAGCUCAGGCUGGACCAUCCAGGCCAAAUUGGAAGUAUACCUGUGGCUUGGAAGUAUGAAGAACAUCAAGGCAGCUCUGUCUGGGCUCCACAGUGGCUACAACUCUUCACCUGAACUUAAGCACUUUGGGGAAAAGACCCAUGCUCUUCCAACACAAAUAGUUUAUGCAGAAAAAUCCCAUUUCCAGCUCAGGGCACAUGUUUAUGGUGCCCGCGGUUUAGUAGGGUCAGAUGAGUCUGGCCUGUCUGAUCCCUUUGCCCAUGUGGUGUGUGGUGAUGGGUUUGCCACCACUCAGGUCAUCCCCACCACGCUGACCCCACUGUGGGAUGAGACCCUGGUCCUGGAGAAGCUGUGUAUCUAUGGGGACAUAGAGGAGGUGGCCAGAGAACCACCUCUGGUGCUCAUUGAGGUGUUUGAUGAGGACAGAGUGGGCUCUGCAGAGUUUCUAGGGCGUACCUUGGCCAAACCCAAAGUAAAAGUGGAAGAUGAAGGAUACAUAGAACCAAAGUUUCCUGCUCUCUUAGAUUGGUAUGACAUCUAUAGAGGACCAAUGCAGUGUGGAGAAAUUUUAGCUUCAUUUGAAUUGUUUCAGAUAAAUGAGGAUGACAAAGACUUUGAUGAUCUUCCAAAACUCGGUGAGAAAGUGGUCGUAAAAAAGAAUGUGAAGAAAAAACCCAAAGGUAAAGACAAAAGCCAGGCAGUUGUAGAAGACAUUGUGAUACACAGGGUGCCCAAGGAAAUCAGACCAACUCUAAGCAAAUACAGGAUUGAGGUGUUAUUCUGGGGAUUACGGGAGUUGAAGAGGUUGAUGCUGCUAAGUGUAGACAAGCCCAGGUUGGACAUAGAAAUUGGCAAGACCAUCAUCUCAAGUGAUGUCAUCAUGGAGGCCAGCAAAAACCCAAACUUUCCUAACAUGGUGAAAUAUGAUGAAGUGAUGUUGCCGGACAAUGACCAUUACUGCCCACCUAUAACUAUCCGUUGUGUGGACUGCCGUAGCUUUGGCCGAUUUGAGCUAGUUGGCAUCCAUGUCAUCAGUGCCAUACAUAAAUACAGGAUCAAGGCCGACCAACAGACUGACUGUUCCAAGGACACUGUCAGCCUGGUUUCUGUACCUAAUGGAACUGUCACCAAUGGAAGUGUUGUAGGGGUUCCUGAAGUAGAUUUUGUCACCCCUGGUAAACUUCAUGGGGAGAAGAAUGGACUCACAGCAGGAAAAGAUCGCAGAAAAUCUAAAGGAUCUAUUAUGGCAGUUGAUGAAGUGGCCAUAGAGAUAGAUGAAAAAGCUCCAUUGUUACCAAACAAAACUGAGUUACCAGGAAAGAAGGCAAUGGGGAGCUCAGGCUGGACUAUCCAGGCCAAAUUGGAAGUAUACCUGUGGCUUGGAAGUAUGAAGAACAUCAAGGCAGCUCUGUCUGGGCUCCACAGUGGCUACAACUCUUCACCUGAACUUAAGCACUUUGGGGAAAAGACCCAUGCUCUGCCAACACAAAUAGUUUACGCAGAAAAAUCACAUUUCCAGCUCAGGGCACAUGUGUAUGGUGCCCGCGGUUUAGUAGGGUCAGAUGAGUCUGGCCUGUCUGAUCCCUUUGCCCAUGUGGUGUGCGGUGAUGGGUUUGCUACUACUCAGGUCAUCCCCACCACGCUGACCCCACUGUGGGAUGAGACCCUGGUCCUGGAGAAGCUGUGUAUCUAUGGGGACAUAGAGGAGGUGGCCAGAGAACCACCUCUGGUGCUCAUUGAGGUGUUUGAUGAGGACAGAGUGGGCUCUGCAGAGUUUUUAGGGCGUACCUUGGCCAAACCCAAAGUAAAAGUGGAAGAUGAAGGAUACAUAGAACCAAAGUUUCCUGCUCUCUUAGAUUGGUAUGACAUCUAUAGAGGGCCAAUGCAGUGUGGAGAAAUUUUAGCUUCAUUUGAAUUGUUUCAGAUAAAUGAGGAUGACAAAGACUUCGAUGAUCUUCCAAAACUCGGUGAGAAAGUGGUCGUAAAAAAGAAUGUGAAGAAAAAACCCAAAGGUAAAGACAAAAGCCAGGCAGUUGUAGAAGACAUUGUGAUACACAGGGUGCCCAAGGAAAUCAGACCAUCUCUAAGCAAAUACAGGAUUGAGGUGUUAUUCUGGGGAUUACGGGAGUUGAAGAGGUUGAUGCUGCUAAGUGUAGACAAGCCCAGGGUGGACAUAGAAAUUGGCAAGACCAUCAUCUCAAGUGAUGUCAUCAUGGAGGCCAGCAAAAACCCAAACUUUCCUAACAUGGUGAAAUAUGAUGAAGUGAUGUUGCCGGACAAUGACCAUUACUGCCCACCUAUAACUAUCCGUUGUGUGGACUGUCGUAGCUUUGGCCGAUUUGAGCUAGUUGGCAUCCAUGUCAUCAGUGCCAUACAUAAAUACAGGAUCAAGGCCGACCAACAGACUGACUAUUCCAAGGACACUGUCAGCCUGGUUUCUGUACCUAAUGGAACUGUCACCAAUGGAAGUGUUGUAGGGGUUCCUGAGGUUGAUUUUGUCACCCCUGGUAAACUUCAUGGGGAGAAGAAUGGACUCACAGUAGGAAAAGAUCGCAGAAAAUCUAAAGGAUCUAUUUUGGCAGUUGAUGAAGUGGCCAUAGAGAUAGAUGAAAAAGCUCCAUUGUUACCAAACAAAACUGAGGCCUUGACUGAAGAGGAAGAGGAAGCACUAGACUGGUGGACAAGAUUUCAUGCUUCUUGGGAAACUUUUGAGAAGCUGGAAUCUGAAAGAAAAGAACAAGAAAGAAAGGAACUUGGACUGGAUAAAGAAGAUGAAAUGGGAUUUGGAAAAAUUGAGAUUCCAAAAGGUAUUAUCGCAAAAUUAUCUGUUCGCAAGAAAUCUACUUCAAGCAAAAUAAACAAAAUCAAGGGUGCGACCAACCAAGCAUUUGAUGAUUUGGAUGAUUUUUUUGAUGAACCAGAGGAUGACAAAGCCAAUAUUCCACAGUUUACAGUGUACAAUGGCAAACUUGAAGAUCAGCCAGAGUUUGAGAAGUUUCAGGACCUUUUGCAUUCCUUCACAUUGAAGAGAGGCAAAAAGACUGAUGAUGAAGAGGAUGAUGACCAUAGAAUAGCAGGGAUAUUUAAGGGUUGCUUUAGAAUCUAUAAACUAGACAAAGAGGAAGAAGCAUUAAGAUCUCUGGGACUCAAAAGUUUGCAUCCAAAAUUGGGAACUUUUCAAGGAGUACCAAAGAAUGACAUGAUAGGAGCAUGGGUGAGAGUGUAUGUGAUACAGGCCACGGAUCUUCACCCAGCAGAUGUCAAUGGUAAAGCAGACCCCUAUGUUGUACUUAAACUGGGGAAGACAGUCAUUGAUGACAAGGAGCAGAAAAUAAAUUGCACACUUAACCCUGUAUUUGGAAAAUGUUACAGCUUUGAUGCUGAAUUCCCAUUGUCCACUGUGCUGACCAUCCAGAUCUAUGACUGGGACCAAGUGGGCAUGGAUGAUCUGAUAGGACAAACACAGAUAGACCUGGAGGACAGGUUUUAUAGUAAACACAGGGGGACAUGUGGUUUAGCAAGAACAUAUGAGAGCCAUGGUUUUAACCAGUGGAGAGACACCCAAAAACCUUCUCAGAUUCUCCAGGGCCUGUGUCAGACUGCUGGUAUAGAGCAACCUGUGUAUGAUAAAGUAAGAGGAAGUGUGAAGAUUGCUGGCAGAACAUAUAAUGCACCAACGGAUAUCAUGGAUGAAGGAGGUGUUGUAUCAAAGACAGAAGAGCACAUGGCAUUGGAGGUACUUAAUCACUGGCAGGACAUCCAGCCCACUGGCUGUUACUUAAUGCCAGAACAUGUGGAAAUAAGACAGCUGGAAUUGCCCGACAAGAAGGGAAUUGAACAGGGCAAACUUCAUAUGUGGAUAGACAUGUUUCCAAUGAGUCUCCCUCCCCCAGCUCCACAUGUAGACAUCACUCCUAGAAAACCAAAGAGCUAUGAGCUUCGUGUGAUUGUGUGGAACACAGAUGAAGUAGUUUUAGAGGACACUGCAGCACUAACUGGUGAAAAGAUGAGUGACAUAUAUGUCCGUGGCUGGUUGACUGGUCCAGAGGAUUCACAGUCCACAGAUGUACACUACAGGUCUUUGACAGGAGAAGGGAACUUCAACUGGAGAUUCGUUUUUCCAUUUGAUUACAUGAUAGCAGAUGAAAAAAUUGUUGUGAAAAAGAAAGAAUUUUUAUGGGACAAUGCAGAGACAGAGGUCAAGCUUCCUGCCAGGUUAGAGUUGCAGGUGUGGGAUGCAGAUUUAGUCAGCAGGGAUGAUUGUCUUGGUCAGUUAACCUUGGACUUGAAUCGCAUUCCAAUGGGUUCCAAGCAAGCCAAGGCAUUGGAUGAAAAUGUGAUGAUGGACAUCAUGAAAGGCAAGAGGCGAACUGUCAGCUUACUGAAACAAACAAAGAUGAGGGGAUGGUGGCCUUUCACUGUGAAAGCUGCAGAGAAUGAGGAGCAGGAAUUUGAAAUGACUGGCAAAGCUGAGCUGGAGAUUCAGUUACUCACAGCAGAAGAGGCAGAAAAGAGCCCCGCAGGACUCGGAAGAGAGGAACCUGAUGGUUUACCACCACCAAACCGCCCGGACACCUCCUUUAUUUGGUUCUUAAAUCCAUGGAAGUCACUGAAGUAUAUAUUAUGGGCUAAUUUCAAAUACAAGAUUCUGAAGUUUUUCAUUUUUAUGCUGAUUACAGCAUUCAUUGCAUUCUUCAUUUAUGCUGCACCUGGUUACACUGCCAAGAAGAUGUUAGGCGCAUAGAUCUGGAACUGCAGCAAAAUUGAAAAAAAAAA
Molecule: messenger RNA, 7766 nt
Organism: Lingula anatina
Lineage: Eukaryota; Metazoa; Brachiopoda; Lingulata; Lingulida; Lingulidae
Product: otoferlin
Biological process (GO): plasma membrane organization
Cellular component (GO): membrane
Source: RefSeq, a predicted model, not a curated record